AUGAUGAAGCUCAAGUCGAACCAGACCCGCACCUAUGACGGUGAUGGCUAUAAGAAGCGUGCGGCGUGCCUGUGUUUCCGCAGUGAGAGCGAGGAGGAAGUGCUAUUUGUGAGCAGUAGUCGCCAUCCAGACCGAUGGAUUGUCCCCGGAGGAGGCAUGGAGCCUGAGGAGGAGCCAAGCAUGGCAGCAGUCUGUGAAGUCUGUGAGGAGUCUGGCGUAAAAGGGACACUGGGAAGAUUAGUUGGAAUUUUUGAGAACCAGGAGAGGAAGCACAGGACGUAUGUCUAUGUGCUCAUUGUCACAGAAGUGCUGGAAGACUGGGAAGACUCAGUUAACAUUGGAAGGAAGAGGGAAUGGUUUAAAAUAGAAGAUGCUAUAAAAGUGCUGCAGUAUCACAAACCCGUGCAGGCGUCAUAUUUUGUAACGGUGAGGCAAGGCUAUUCAGCCAACAAUGGCACCCUGGUCGUGGCCACCACAUACUCAGUUUCUGCUCAGAGCUCAAUGUCAGGCAUCAGAUGA
Cynocephalus volans (Philippine flying lemur) is the source of this 519-nucleotide messenger RNA. RefSeq names its product diphosphoinositol polyphosphate phosphohydrolase 1-like. Gene Ontology annotation, biological process: adenosine 5'-(hexahydrogen pentaphosphate) catabolic process; diadenosine pentaphosphate catabolic process; diphosphoinositol polyphosphate metabolic process. The record is from RefSeq and is a predicted model, not a curated record. Lineage: Eukaryota; Metazoa; Chordata; Mammalia; Dermoptera; Cynocephalidae. Gene Ontology annotation, molecular function: bis(5'-adenosyl)-pentaphosphatase activity; endopolyphosphatase activity; diphosphoinositol-polyphosphate diphosphatase activity. The transcript has a single exon. Gene Ontology annotation, cellular component: cytoplasm; nucleus. The coding region runs from base 1 to 519 and encodes 172 amino acids.